Molecule: messenger RNA, 2126 nt
Organism: Chenopodium quinoa (quinoa)
Lineage: Eukaryota; Viridiplantae; Streptophyta; Magnoliopsida; Caryophyllales; Amaranthaceae
Product: protein LTV1 homolog
Exons: 6
Coding region: 164-1630 (488 amino acids)
Biological process (GO): ribosomal small subunit biogenesis; ribosomal small subunit export from nucleus
Cellular component (GO): nucleus; cytosol; preribosome, small subunit precursor
Source: RefSeq, a predicted model, not a curated record
GUCAUGGGUCAUGGCUUUUAGGCGUCCAACCCAUUGAAGUGCUCUAUUGAAGCGCAUUCAACGUUCUCCAUAGAAGCGCAGUUCUCCAUUGAAGCGCAGUUGCCGUUCUCCGUUGAAUCUAGUUCUUGUAUCCCCCAUUGAAGCAGCUUCUGAGGUUAUAAAGAUGGGGAAGAAGAAGUUUUUUGAUAAGAAAAAAUCAGCAACCUUUCAACUUCUUUCACGGGAUUCUUCUGAUCCUAUAUAUGUUGAGGAGCCGGAGAAUGACCGGGUUUUUGUUCGUGUUGAUAAUAAUCGGGUUAAGAUUAAUGGGUUAGAUGAGGACAAUGAUGAUGAGGAUUACUCGAACGACCCGGAGUCGAUUUAUGCUGAUGCCCCUGAGGAUGGGGGUUAUCAAGGGUUUAGGAGUUCAGGUACACUUCCUGAUCAUGUAAGGAGGGAGAUAUUGGAGCUUGGAUUCCCUGAUGAUGGUUAUAAUUAUCUAAAUCAUUUGAGAGAGAUUCGAAAUACGGGUGGUGGCUCAGCUUAUUAUGAAAAUCCAAAGGCUGAACUUCAUCAACUGCCUAAUGAUGUUAAGGCAUACGAUGCUUCAAGAGUGCGGAUAAAGGAAGCAAGUGAAAUUACAAGUCCUAAAACAUUGUAUAAUGUCGCAGAGAAAACUGUUACUGUGAAAGUACAAAAAGCUGUAGAUCCAGAAAUUGCUAAUUUACUUGAAGACAAUGAAUCAGAAUUUGGUUCUGAUAUUGAUGAAUUGGAGGAGGAUUUUGUUGUUCUUGCAAAUCAUUCAGAGGAAAUAGGAGAUGUGUAUGAAGAGGAGAGUUUGUCUUCUAUUAGUAAUCCUCACGCUGAAGUUCAAACUGGAGUAGCCUAUAACUCUACAGCGGAGGUGGUUCGAAGUGUUAAUGAAGAUAAUAGACCUCAGCGUUUGCUUGACCAACAGUUUGAUAUUCUUGAACAACAAGAAUAUGGGUCAGAUAGUGAUGAUGAUUAUAAAAAUUAUGUAGCCGAAGAAGAAGAUAUAUCACUUGCAGAAAAGCUCAAUAGUGUUCUCAAAGAUCGUGUGGUUGAUGACUUAGAAUUUGAUGGAAAUUACACAGCUCCAGCUGAAAUUCUUCGCCGUUGUGCUGAAUAUGCUGAGAAAUAUGAGAAUGAGGAUGGAAAUGAUAAAGAAGUGGUAAUUGUGGAAGAAAGUAGUGAUGAGUCAGAAAUUUGGGAUUGUGAGACCAUUGUCUCUACAUACUCGAACCUUGACAAUCACCCAGGGAGAAUUGGAGUCCCUGGAAGAAAUCGAAAGAAAAUAUUGGCUGAGACAUUUUCCGGGGCGCUGAAAAGUGGUUCUGACAAGAUUAUUACUCUUGGAGGAAAGGCAAAGCUUCCUGUGGAUUACUUGCCUCAUGGAAAGAAGGAACCUAAAGAGACAGCCAAAGUAGUUGCCAAACCAGAGGUGCCAAAAAGAAAACCACAUGGUCAGGAGACCAAGGAGGAGAAAAAAGAAAGAAAGGCUGCUGUAAAGGAGGAAAAGCGAGAGGCUAGACGUUUGAAGAAAGAUUUGAAGGAACUGUACCGUGAUGAAGCCAAACUUGCUCAGAAAGUUGCUGCUGUUACUGGCCCAUCAUCCAUACAUCUUAUGUAGAUAAGGCUGAGCAAAACUAUCUGAAGAUCCGAAAAUCCGAUGAUCCGAUCCGCAUCCGAUCCGAAAAUUAUGGAUAUCCGAUCCUGAUUUUUCGGAUAUCGGAUCGGAUAUCGGAUAUCCCAAUUUUGGAUUUCGGAUGUCCGAUAUCCGAAAAAGUCGGAUAUCGGAUAUCUGAAAAAUCCGGAUCGGAUAUUGGAUAUCCGAUCCAAUAUCCGAAAUUUACUUGUUUUUCCUUUUUUAUUUCUCGAAUUUUCUAAAAAAAAAAUAUAUAAAAAGAAAAUUCUCGAAGGUCGAAGUAGUGAACCCUAAUUGACCUAAUUCCCUAAACACUCCUCUCUCUCAAACGCAGUCAAGCCUCUCUCUCUCCCCUCUAUCUCUCUCUUCUCGUUCUCUGGCUCUCUCCUCUCAAACUCUCAAGGCUCUCUCCUCUCAAACUCUCAAGGGUCUCAGAUCUCACUUCAAAAGUUCAAAUCCCUUACCUAAAUUGAAAUUUCUG